UUUAGAGGUCCAAUACACUAACAGCUCGAUACUCAUGACAAACUACGCUACUGGAGCUAAAAUGCUUAAGGUAUUCAUUUGUCCUUGGAGACCUUUGAUGCUUACAUUUUGUUUCUUGAUAGUGUUUUCACAACUACUAAAAGGGGACAGUCUGAUUUCUGGUGUCUGUGAUGGAGACACCAACUGUUUCUUGCCAGAUUGUUUUUGUCCUAACAAUACAAAGGGUCCCGCAAACGUCAGCAUUGACCAACGGCCUCAGAUUGUAGUGCUUGCUUUCAACGAUGCUAUCAAUGACAGAAACUAUAACUACUAUCUGGAAUUGUUAACUUCUAACUGGAAGAACGCUAAUGGAUGUCCAAUAAGCAUGACACUUUUUGUUCCUGAUGUCUGGACAAAUUAUACUCAACUUCAACAGUUGUGGCUUGCAGGGGCUGAAAUAGCAGCAUUUGGAAAAUCUGGCUAUGGCCAAACUGCAGAGUUUUAUAAGACUAUAACAAAGAAAUCUCUGAUAGACGAGAUAAGUGGACAAAAAGAGCAGCUUGUCAAGAAAGGAAAAAUUCCUGCAGAAUACAUUCGGGGUUUCCGGAUACCAUACUUGUAUGCAGGUGGUGAUGAUAUGUUUGAUGUCCUUACAUCCUCUGGCUUCGACUAUGAUUCCAGCCUUAUUGUAAAUAGAAGAACAUUAAACUCACCACCUAGUUGGCCGGCAACACUGGACUACAGCUGGCCAUUUGAAUGCAAACAAGGGAAAUGCCCGAGUUCCAGCCAUUCCUCUUUCUGGGAAAUUCCCAUACAUCUGUUCUAUGACUUCAAUCAAACAUACGAAUGUCAGUACUUAGACUCCUGUGCCUAUGCUGUAAGCAAUGAGGAGGAAGCUUUUCAGCUCCUGUGGCGCAAUUACCUACCCUUCUACAGAAAUAGAACGCCCUUUGUGCUCAACUUGAGAGCGGCUUUGUUGAAUAAUGAGUUUCAGAGAACCGCUAUCAGGAGAUUAAUAUUAACUUUCAUGGAGUCUCCAGAGGUGUACAUGCUGUCAAUGUCACAGCUUGUGGACUGGAUGAAAAACGUAACAAGCUUGACUGACAUUACACAUUCUGAGCCCUGGUCCUGCACUGCCAAGAAACUGUUGGACACCAGCAGUUCUUCUGGGUCAUCCAGCGAGCUCACGAUAAUAGCCACUAACAUCUUUAUGUUCUUAGUUUUAUCUUACCACAUCAAAUAAUUUAGUGUCAUUUUACAUACUAGACAUCAUGAUACCGUAUCAAAUAAUUUAGUGUCAUUUUACAUACUAGACGUCAUGAUACCGUAUCAAAUAAUUUAGUGUCAUUUUACAUACUAGACGUCAUGAUACCGUAUCAAAUAAUUUAGUGUCAUUUUACAUACUAGACGUCAUGAUACCGUAUCAAAUAAUUUAGUGUCAUUUUACAUACUAGACGUCAUGAUACCGUAUCAAAUAAUUAAGUGUCAUUUUACAUACUAGACGUCAUGAUACCGUAUCAAAUAAUUUAGUGUCAUUUUACAUACUAGACGUCAUGAUACCGUAUCAAAUAAGUGGAGCCCCUGGGGAAAGAUUUUUGUUGAGGCCCCUACACUUUCUCAAAGCUUAUGCCUAUAAUAAAAAUCCACUUAUUAAUAAUAAAAUUUAGAUUUAAAAAUAUUUUAGAAAGAAAUAAAGCACUUGUCAAUUUAAACUCAUGUUCCAUCUUUUUAAGAAAAAAAAGUAAUAAGCAUAUAUACUACGAGAACACUAUAAGCAGACACUUCUUAACCACCACAUUGAAAGUAUUGGAUACUACGAGAACACUAUAAGCAGACACUUCUUAACCACCACAUUGAAAGUAUUGGAUACUACGAGAACACUAUAAGCAGACACUUCUUAACCACCACAUUUAAAGUAUUGGAUAGUACGAAAACACUAUAAGCAGACACUUCUUAACCACCACAUUUAAAGUAUUGGAUACUACGAGAACACUAUAAGCAGACAAUUCUUAACCACCACAUUUAAAGUAUUGGAUACUACGAGAACACUAUAAGCAGACACUUCUUAACCACCACAUUGAAAGUAUUGGAUACUACGAGAACACUAUAAGCAGACACUUCUUAACCACCACAUUGAAAGUAUUGGAUAGUACGAGAACACUAUAAGCAGACACUUCUUAACCACCACAUUGAAAGUAUUGGAUAUAAAAAUGCGAAACAAAAAAUGUUGAUGGCAUACAAUAAGUAAACGUUUCUUAACCAUCGAAA
This is a messenger RNA of Biomphalaria glabrata, 2247 nucleotides long. Its product is annotated as chitin deacetylase 8-like. Lineage: Eukaryota; Metazoa; Mollusca; Gastropoda; Planorbidae. The coding region runs from base 35 to 1222 and encodes 395 amino acids. The transcript has 8 exons. The record is from RefSeq and is a predicted model, not a curated record. Gene Ontology annotation, biological process: carbohydrate metabolic process.